Molecule: messenger RNA, 270 nt
Organism: Aspergillus pseudoviridinutans
Lineage: Eukaryota; Fungi; Ascomycota; Eurotiomycetes; Eurotiales; Aspergillaceae
Product: heat shock 9/12 family protein
Exons: 3
Coding region: 1-270 (89 amino acids)
Source: RefSeq, a predicted model, not a curated record
AUGUCUGACACCGGCCGCAAGGAUUUCUCCACCAAGGCUAAGGAGGAGAUCACUCCUGAUUCCCAAAAGUCCACCUGGGACAAGGUGAAGGAGACUGUCUCCGACGCUACCGACCGUGUCACCGGCAGCGCGCAGGGCGACAGCCAGAAGUCGUACACGCAGCAGGCCUACGAUUCCAUGCGUGGCGAGAAGGACGACCAGGCCCAUGGUAGCAGCACCCAGACAAUGGGCCAGAAGGCAAAGGAUGCUACAGGAUUGGGUGAUGAAUAA